Chelmon rostratus (copperband butterflyfish) is the source of this 4447-nucleotide messenger RNA. RefSeq names its product rhotekin (gene rtkn). The coding region runs from base 543 to 2618 and encodes 691 amino acids. The record is from RefSeq and is a predicted model, not a curated record. Gene Ontology annotation, cellular component: actomyosin contractile ring. The transcript has 11 exons. Gene Ontology annotation, biological process: mitotic cytokinesis; septin ring organization; actomyosin contractile ring assembly. Lineage: Eukaryota; Metazoa; Chordata; Actinopteri; Chaetodontiformes; Chaetodontidae.
GGUUAAUUUAGCGCUGAGUUGGGGAGCGUCAGGGCGCACACAGUGGACUAGUUGUGCCGAUCACUCCCGCAGAGGCGAUGCCCUUUUGUGGAGAGGUCUCUUGUCACACAGAGGACAGACGGCAUACACAAUUGGGACACAGGGACACAAAGAGAAGAACUGCGUUUUAAAAGGCGCCAUUCUUCCCCCGCUACCGCUGGGUGUUGACUGUGGGUGUUUGAGACGAUCUUUGUUGCCCAGAGAAAAGUAGAGAAGAAGAAUACGCGCCGUGAACGGGCUGGGGGGAAUUUUAUGGACAGGGUUACUACAGUGCAGCCGAUGCUGUCAUCCACACCACCUCAGUGUCUUUUCCCGGAGCGACUACUCUGGUUUUGGAUGAGGAGCGGAACUUUUACGCAUUGUUUUACGCACUGAUUGUACGAGUCGCGACGGAACAGGACACUGUCAUGAUGAACUUUCUCUCCACGGUACCUGCGGGUUAGCGGUUUGAGUUCACGAACUCUAAGAAGCAAGAAGUUGUUUUGUGGAUUUCUGCCUGAAGGAUGCCAGUUGAUAAAUUCGCAAACAUGGAGGAAAAACUGUGGAUAUUGGAGGACCUCAACAUGAUGUACAUCCGUCAGAUUGCACUUAGCUUACAGGACAGCGACAUCCAGAAGAAGAUCGACCAUGAGAUCCGGAUGCGCGACGGGGCCUGCAAGCUGCUGGCCGCCUGCUCCCAGAAAGACCAGGCGCUGGAGGCGGCAAAGAGCCUGCAGACCUGUAGCACUCGCAUCAUGGCCUACAUGUCGGAGCUGCAGAGGAUGAAGGAGGCUCAGGUCAUGCAGAAGGUCACGCGGAGGUCGUCGGACGCCGGGCCGAUGGACGACAGGCUCCCGUGCAAAGGAAAAGUGGCCAUUUCAGAUCUUCGGAUCCCUCUCAUGUGGAAAGACACAGAGUACUUCAAGAACAAAGGAGAGCUGCACCGGUGUGCAGUGUUCUGCCUGCUACAGCUGGGAGGAGAGAUCUUCGACACAGACAUGGUGAUAGUGGACCGGACGCUCACCGAUAUUUGCUUUGACAACACCAUCGUAUUCAAUGAAGCCAGUCCGGGUUUUGAGCUGCGUGUUGAGCUGUACAGCUGCUGCUCGGAGGACGACUACUCAGCAGGGAGCACGCCAAGGAAACUAGCCAGUAAACUGAGCUCCUCACUGGGGCGAUCAGCUGGGAAAAAGCUCCGGGCAGCCAUAGAGCCUGGACCGUGUAGUCCUGUUAGCAAUGGAGGGUCAGCUCCUCUUCUGCUGCCAGUUCCCUCUGUACCGGGCCCGAAGUACCACCUCUUAGCUCAUACCACCCUGACGCUGUCACACAUCCAGGACAGCUUUCGCACGCAUGACCUCACCAUCUCAGGCAACGAAGAGUGUUCUUAUUGGCUGCCGCUCUAUGGCAGUAUGUGUUGCCGCCUCGCAGCUCAGCCUCACUGUAUGACCCAACAGAUGAUGAGUGGAUGCUUGAAAGUUAAGCAGUUGGGCGGUGACCCUCAGAGUUGGACAGAAGUGCAUGCCGUUCUGAAAGGAACAAGCCUUUUCUGCUACCACCGGCAACAAGAUGUAGAGGCUAAUGUUGAGCCAGCUUUCACUAUUGCCAUCAACAAGGAGACCAGAAUACGUGCGUCGGAGAAAGACCCUCACAGCAAAGUUCAGAAUAUCUGUAUCAGUAACCAGUACGGCGGCGAGGAGGUCACACACACGCUGACCACAGACAGCCGCGAGGACACACACCGGUGGAUGGAGGCCUUUUGGCAACAUUUCUAUGACAUGAGCCAAUGGAAGCACUGCUGUGACGACUUAAUGAAAAUUGAGCUGCCGUCACCAAGGAAACCGGCUCCUGUCCCACCAAAGCAGGGUUCACUCUAUCACGAAAUGGUUAUUGAAUCGUCUGAUGACCUCAGCAGCACCGUGUCAGACAUCCUGGCUCGGAGGAUGCAGGAGCUGGAGCUCCGCAGCCAGCUGGGCACCUCCCCCACCUGGAUGUCUGUGUUUGACGAGAGCAACCCAAAAGGCGCUGGCCGCCCCCGUCCCUGUACCUCCCGCCUUUCUGGCCACAGCCCCUGCACCCCCCAUCGACUGCCCCGGAGCCCCGUGAGCCCCCACCGCUGUCCACAGCUGGGUCUGCUGUCGUCAGAUGCAAGCCUGACCUCAGACAGCGACAGCCACUGCAGCACCAGUCCCUGCUCUCAGCGCCAUGGCUGGCCCGAGCCUUCUUCAAACUUCUCCCUCCUGUCAUCAUCCCCCUCCCGUCUGAGGCCCCGCACUUUGUCGCUGGAUGCGAAGCUCAGCACCCUUCGAGGGAGGGGGUACGGAGGAGGAGGGACCUUCCAGUGCCCCUGCCAGCCUCCUCCCUCCUCGCUGCUCGCCCCGCUCCCCAUCUCCUCCCGAUCGCCGCGGUCGCAGCGCAGCACGCAGACCACGCUCUCCUGCUCCAGCUCCACCUCCAGCAACAGCUCCAGCAACAGUGAGGGCAGCCACAGCCCCGAGUCAUCUGAGGGAGCCCCCUUCUCAAGGCCCUCCCCGGCUCGCCGCAGCCUCAGGAACCUCAGGGCCAGACUAGAUCCUCGCAACUGGCUCCAAAGUCAGGUGUGAACUUGCGUCGCCUGACAGACAUUUUACACUGGCUUAAAGGCACCAGUGCUCAUUAAACCAUGAUGUAACUGGCUUAACAUAUGUGAACCGACCUCAGGCAACCUGCUGCGCCACAUGCACAGCCCUGAGGAGGAUAAGCUGCCUCUAGCCUGCCUCCUGGCGGAGGACGGAUCAUGGAAGACCCUCCUGGGGCAAACUGGAAUGUCUUCUAACACAAAAGACAGGUGACAAUCACUGCAGGCGACUCUGCACUUUGCUGGGUUGCCCCAAUUUUGAAGCUGUUCCAAAACUGAAUGGGAGGUACUCUGCUUUGCUUUGAAAAAAUCAUGGUCGUGCUGCUUGGGAGAACGUGAUACUAAAGGCCUACUGUCUGUCCUUGGACUCUAAUUCUGAUAUUAGAAAAGGUUUUGUUUUGUCCUCUGCAUCAGCCAUCCCGCCCACAAAAAAAAUCAUUAUUUCAAGGUCAUCUCCAUUAAUGCACUAGCAGUUUUUUGACUGGAUGUUUCCUAUCUGUAUUUUAUAAAUAAAGGUUUGCGGUGUUUAUGCUAUGAAAGCCAGUGAGCAUGUGGCCAGACGAACAUCCAAGAUAAGGUAUAACCGAGAAGAUUCAAAUGUUAGAAACUGUUAAGUGUGGAGCGAAGGGUCGGUGUCUGUUGCCUGUACUGUGAUCUACUUCAGUGUACGUAUCUAAAUAUUCAUACAACAGAUUAUCUUUGUGGUUCUCCUAAAAUUACUAUGCACCAUUUUGUUUUUUGCAUGAUUUGACUUACAGUUAAAAUGUCGUACUACUUGAGAUCAUUUCAACAAUGAACCUGGUGAAAGUUUAACUUUAUGCAAGUGCUCAUACUUACUGUACUGGUUAUUACUGUGAUCUCUUCAGGGUAAAAAUCUGAGCUCUGGUCUUAAUUCUGACACAUUUAUCUGCACACUAUUGAAAGGCUGUCGUCAGAACUGGGUAACAGAUCCACACACACAGAACAAACCCGAGAAUAAACUGAAAUUAACCAAAGCUUAAGUAUUAUUCAAAACCCAAGCCAUACUUUAAGUUCUGCUACACUGCCUCACUGCAGUAUUGAGGAAUAUUAAGAAUAGUCCCUGAUUAUUAUUGAAUUUCCAAUAAAAUGUGAAACCUCCACCAAUUAAAUAUUAUGCAACGUUUCUUAGACAAUACUUUAUGGUGGCUGUAUUCAAGGCAACUUAAGAGUACUUACAUGAAACUCCAGUCAACCAUUAGGUCAUGAUAGUGAGAGCAAGAAUAAAAUGCUUUGUUUACACUGCCACCUGUUUUUAUUAUUAUUAUUAUGUAAGUUAUUAUCAUUGACACAACUCUCAGCAGUAGAAUCAUCUGACUGAAGGCGUCCAUGUGAAAACAAAUCUUAUAGGAGAGUCGUGUCUCUGUCAGUGCAGUAAAGCCUCUUCUUCUCUCUUUCUUGUUUACUGUGGAUUUUACUUUGGUAACCGUCUCCUCAGAACUCGGGCAACCAUUUUUACUAAGAAUUAAAACUGUCAAAUGUUUGAAAAAGAAGCAUUUGUUCCUGUAAAUUAAUUUUUAUAAGUUAACAAAUAAACCUCUCUUUGUCUUUUGUUACAUUAUUGAUUUUGUUAUAAAUGCAGCUAUAUUGAUACCUGAUUAUCAUAGUGUUAACAGAUGAUGUGCAGAUCUUUAACUGUUAUGAAUAGAUAACAUUGAAUGUUAUAACCUUGCAAGAGUUCCCCGUGUUAGCAGGCUUUGUGUUCUGCAUGUGUGCCGUCCUAGAAGGCGAACAUAAAAUAAGAAAUGUGGAAAUCUCAUGUUUAAAUAAUAUAACAUUAAAUAUAAUAAAUGUUUU